Molecule: messenger RNA, 347 nt
Organism: Hippocampus comes (tiger tail seahorse)
Lineage: Eukaryota; Metazoa; Chordata; Actinopteri; Syngnathiformes; Syngnathidae
Product: endophilin-A2-like
Exons: 2
Cellular component (GO): cytoplasm
Molecular function (GO): protein binding
Source: RefSeq, a predicted model, not a curated record
GCAUCCAAUUUGCUUCCUUUUGUGUUCUCAGAUGGUGAGCGAGAAGGUUGGCGGUGCAGAGGGAACCAAGCUGGAUGAAGACUUCAAGGACCUUGAAAGGAGAGCAGAUGUUACCAGCAAAGCGGUGGUUGAAGUCAUCAACAAAACAACCGAGUACCUCCAGCCUAACCCGGCCUACAGAGCUAAACUGUCCAUGCUCAAUACCGUGUCCAAAUUCCGUGGGCAGCUGAACAGUCCUGGAUACCCGCAGUCCGAAGGCCUGCUCGGAGAGUGCAUGAUGAAAUACGGAGCAGACAUGGGCCAGCACAACAAUUUUGGUAAAGAAAAAAAACAUCAUCAAUCAUUAA